Sinocyclocheilus grahami is the source of this 1952-nucleotide messenger RNA. RefSeq names its product ras-like protein family member 12. Gene Ontology annotation, molecular function: GTP binding; GTPase activity. Lineage: Eukaryota; Metazoa; Chordata; Actinopteri; Cypriniformes; Cyprinidae. The coding region runs from base 293 to 1060 and encodes 255 amino acids. The transcript has 7 exons. The record is from RefSeq and is a predicted model, not a curated record.
AAGAAAGAAACUCAUUUGGAACAACUUGAGGGAGGCGGAUCCACUGGAUUGAGAUCGAGUCCAUCAUGUGCUCCUGCCCACCGAGCCAAAAUAUCCCAGCAUUUCACUCUUCAUUUUCCUCUCGCCACAUCCUCUCCGACUACAAGCGACUUCCAGUGUCCUGGAAAAACAACAGUCUAGCAAUCUCGGACAGACACGGAUAUGAGUCCUCUGAGGUUGUGGUCAUGUAGUUUGUACUGAAGCUGUUUUGCAGAGAGCGCUGGUGAGAAAUCAGACAUCAGCAUCAUCCAGGAUGUCUCUGAUGUUUGGGAAAGCAAGAACUUGCAACAUUGUCACAGUUCCUGAGCAUGAGCCCUUGGAGUGCAACAUAGUGAUUUUGGGAGCUAUGAGAUCUGGAAAGUCAGCACUUACAGUGAAAUUCCUCACGAAGCGCUUCAUUAGUGAAUAUGACCCAAACCUUGAAGAUACCUACUCUUCAGAAGAAGUUGUGGACCAGCAGCCAGUUCUGGUUAAAGUGAUGGACACGGCUGAUCAGGAUGGACCAGUCAACUGUGAGCGCUAUUUAAACUGGGCCAAUGCCUUCAUCAUUGUCUACAGCAUUGACAACCGGAACAGCUUUGAGGCCUGCCAGCAAUACUUGGAGACCGUGACCCUUUACUCAAAAGGCCUGCAGCCAGAAGCUCCUGUCAUUCUUCUAGGCAACAAAGUGGACAUGGAGAGAUACAGACAGGUGAGUAAGGCAGAUGGUGCCGCUCUGGCCUUGCGUUUCGGCUGCCUAUUCUUUGAAGUUUCCGCCUGCUUGGACUUCCUGUCCGUUCAGCACAUCUUUCACCAAGCCAUUCGGGAAGUGAGGCGAGAAACACAGAGGAGUAUCCGUCCGCUCUUCAUCAGCGAAGACAAGUCUGCGAUCAGCCUGUCCUCUGCCCCUCCCCUCACCGCCUGCUAUAAAGAGCUGCCCACCCCAGCCACCGCAAAGCUGGUUACGGUCAAGUCCUCGAGAGCUCAGAGCAAACGCAGAGCCCCCACGCUUACACUGCUCAAGGGCUUCAAGAUCUUCUGAUGUAAUGACACCCUCUUCUGAUAAUGGAGAGGAUCUACAAGAGGGAAUGCUUGUUUGGAUGUCGCAUCGGCUCAUUUAGUAUCAAAGCUAAGAGAACCUGAAGGAUUGCAACGUCUCUCACAUACUUGAGAAUGCGGUAACUGUAUGAAAAUGGACAGUGAGCUGAAUAUUUCAGAGUGCUAAUGAAUGUCUUUGAUAGCAUUUCAGAUUAUUCUGUUAUAAUUGUUGAUUUUUUUGUUUGUUUGUUUCACUACUUUUUGCACCAGUAUUAUGCUUGUGUUUUAUUGUGGAAAACCCAAUUUCCACUUAAUAUAUUAAUUUCAGAGGAUUCAUCUGGACUUUUUUUUUUUUUUUACACAGCAAAACACAAAACCUAAUCAUGCACAAAAUACCAAAGAAAAUUUCAGGACAAAAUUGAGCACUUAUCUUUAUUUGUUCUUGUUAAACUGUAAAAAAUAAUACGUUUAUCAUAUUGCAUCACAUCAAGUGAGAGAGAAGAGAAUCAUUUACAUUGCUUUAUGUGGGAAGCAUAAAAAAUAUGAAAAUUAAAUAUUUGGUUUAAUCCAUAAACGUUUGUAUGGUAAACUAUUACUUUAUGGUUCAGAAAAAAAGUUAACUCAUGAUCAAUUUUGAUGCACUUUUACAUAAAAAGUUUUUUUAAUAACAAAUAGAAAACUUGCAUUUUUAAAAAACAUAAACUAUAAAACUUGAAAUGAAUAUAUGUGUAAAUAUAUUAUGUAAUUAUAAAUCUGGUUGGUUGACCCAAGGCUAUAAGCAUAUAUUUUGGGCUAGGGAAACCAAGUGCAAUAAUUAUUAAACACUGGUGGCCAAAAGUUAUUAUAAGAAUAAUUGAUUUGGUAACACUUUAUUUGAAGGGGUGUGCAUAAGACUG